Molecule: messenger RNA, 669 nt
Organism: Cylindrotheca closterium
Lineage: Eukaryota; Bacillariophyta; Bacillariophyceae; Bacillariales; Bacillariaceae
Source: the annotation of a GenBank genome assembly
AUGAAGUUCGCUACUACUCUCGCUAUGAUCAUGGCCUUGGCCCAAACCUCUGCCUUUGCCCCUCAACCACGAGCACUUGUCCGACCUGCCUCUAUCGCCACUUUCAUGUCCGAGGAAGAGGCGGCGCCUUCCAGCUCUCUUGUUCCAAUCAAGGAAGAGACCAUUGAGUUCACUGCCGGUCUUAUUGGAGGAGCCGCUGGACUUAUCAUUGGAGGACCCGUCAUCGCUGCCAUUGGUGCUGCCGCCGCAAACUACGUCUCCAAGUCGGACAACGAAGCCGGAGACAUUGUGGGAACAGUCUCCAAGGGUGCCAUUGAAGUUUACAACUACCUCCUAAACCUUGACACCAAGUACGAAGUUUUGAAAAAGGCACAAGGAUCUCUAGAAGGCGCCCUUGAGAAGCUAAAGUCACAAGAGUCUGUCGAUCCCGAGGCCAUCCAAAAGGUGGAGAAGGCACUCGCUUCCACAAAGGCCAAGAUCACAGAAGUUAAUGAUGAAUACGACCUUGUUGGCGCUGGUAUGACCGCCCUUGGUGUUGCUGGUGACCUUAUCGAGAAGACUGUCAAGAAGGUCAGUGAACUUAACGAAGAGUACUCUCUUACCAGCAAGGCCAAGGAUGCUCUUGAUGGAGCCGUUUCAAAGGCCAAGGAUGCCCAAAAGAACCUAUAA